Molecule: messenger RNA, 2064 nt
Organism: Ectocarpus siliculosus
Lineage: Eukaryota; Phaeophyceae; Ectocarpales; Ectocarpaceae
Source: the annotation of a GenBank genome assembly
AUGACACGCGCCCUGUUCCUGCCCUUUGAGCUCCCGUGCCCACACACCGACAGCACCUCCACGUGCUCAACAGGGCGGAUAAACUCGGCCAUGUAUGCGCCUGCUUUUGGAACGUCACCUCCCCGAGAGGAAGCUCCCGUCUUGAUUGCACGUCACUACGAAACAAGAGAUGAUCGUCAGCGUUCUCCGUCUCAUGGGGGAGCAGUUGAAAGUGUCCAUCAUCAUCCUGAUGGUCGUACAGGGCAUGACGAUGAGGAUGACAGCCUAGCCGUGGUGUUCUCGGCGGACACCGGCGCCGGGAGGGCCCACACCCCGCAGCGGCUCAACCGCACGCACACCCCGCAAAGGCUUCGGCCGUCCAGCAUCCUGCACACUGCCGCGGCCCCCGUGCAGCAGUCAUCGGCGACAAGGAGGGAGGGAGAAUCAAGGCGGCAGCCCGCGGGCCGACGGAAGCAAAGGCGCUGGGAAAACGAUAAUCUUCUCGGGGUGGAGAAAUUUCUGCGGGGGCGCCACGCCCACGAAGAGGGAGAGGCCGAGCAUCUCACGGUGAAGCAUACGUGGCGCUCCAGCCUAGGGGACCUGGUGUCCGACCCAAGGGCAGCGGAGGUCCGAGAGAGCUUUCGGAACGGCAUGCAGCCGACGCCGCAGAAGGGGGGUAGUGCUCCCGGAUCGGGAGCGAGGCAUUUCACGGGGGGAAAGUGGGAAGAUGCAGAAGAGAGGUUUCUGUUGGUAGAGCGUCGUCUCAGGGACAUCGUUGUUCGGGCGUUGCGCAACCCCGCUCUUGUGGGCUUCCUGGAGGGGCUGGAAACCUUGCUAGGAGAAUUCACUCAGACUAAGCAAAUACUGACAGAAAUGCCAUCGGCGCUGCGCUCGGCGUUGGCCUCUCCCCCUAAAGUAGAGGUCAGGAAGGAGGCGGGAAAGUCAGCGGGAAAGUCAGCGGAGGCCGGAGCCGGACCCACCCUCCUGGUGCCCCUAGGCCCGUCUCCGUUCCACCGGCUGCUGUUGCAUGCCCUUUGCCAGUACCAGAAGCUUCGCUCGAAGAGCGAAGAGACGAAAAGAGGCCGCAUCGUUCGCGUUAUGAUCCCUACAUCGACAUCGACAUCAACUUCAGCAUCGACAUCUGGCACCGCGUUUGCAGCACCCAACGCCCCCCUCACGGAGUUCGUGCUCAGGACCAGGCUACAGGAUUACGAUCGCCUGCGUGAGAGGGAGGGUGCGGCAAGGGGAGAGGGAAGGCUCUCUCAGGCGUCACCGAGCUCCGCGGGCGCAGGGUGCAGCAGCCGAGGGGAACGUGCUAGGGCCAUCACGCCGACCACUGUCGCCACAGUCGCUUGAGCGCCAUGAUGGUGAUCAUGAGUCGAAGAGCAUGUUCACUGGCAGACAGCGCGCACCCUGGGUGUGCGCAGUCCUAAAUUAGUUAGUAUUUCGUAUAACGUGUGGAAGUCACUCUUUGCACUUGCCCUUCGGUACGUUUUCUGGACGCAUCAGCGGGGGUUGCAGGCUGUCACACACAAGAUAAGCCAGUAAAAUGUGCGUCGCUAUGUUGUGGCGAGUUGACCCCCCCGGGAGGCAUUGCUUAAUGGUCACAGGCGGCAGUAAAUUUCUCUUCAUGCAACCUUUUGCUGCAAUGCGUUCCAGGUACACUAUUGUCCAUAUUGUACAUUCAUUUACGGUAGGAUUUGUGCUGGGCACAGCAGCACUAACUGCCGUUUGUUUGAGAAUGAGGAUGUAUAAUUGAAAUUUCAGUAGUACACACGUACGUGAGUCUGCCGUGUUUCUGUUGGCGUUUUUGAUUUUUCCCCUCGUGGAGUUUGGUGUCUUUGUUCUGGAUAUGGCGUAACGACGAUCGGAACGCGAGGAGGAACGGGAUGUUCGGGGGAUGAAUGUAACUGUAAAUAGAAGGAAUAUAACUGGAAGUGCACUGCAGCAGUGACGGAAUCCCCGCCAAAGGUGGGGUCACCAUGUGCGUAGGCACAUGGGGGAUGGGGGGGUGUUUGCCAGGCCGUCUCCACAGAGAUGUGUUUUGAGGUGCGGAUGGCUACAUACAUAUCCUGGCUUCGAGAG